AUGCCCAAGAGAAAGAAACCUGCUCCUCCAAAGCCGGAACCCAAACCUAAAAAGGCAGCUCCAAAGAAGGGUGAGAAGGUACCCAAGGGAAAGAAGGGGAAAGCCGAUGCAAGCAAGGAUGGAAAUAACCCUGCAGAAAAUGGAGAUGCCAAAACAGACCAGGCACAGAAAGCUGAAGGUGCUGGGGAUGCCAAGUGAAUUGUGUGAAUUUUUGAUAACUGUGUACUUCUGGUGACUGUACAGUUUGAAAUACUAUUUUUUAUCAAGUUUUAUAACAAUGCAGAAUUUUGUUUUACCUUUUUUUUAAAGCUAUGUUGUUAGCACACAGAAAGCUUCAUUGUUGUGUUUUAGGGGGAGGAGAGGGGACAAAUGUCGUUGACUCUGUUACUUAGAACCUGAACUUUUAAAGUCCCUUCAUUUUUGCAAGAGGGGAUAUUCAUGGACACGAGAACAGAAAAGAUUCCCUGAUAAUUGUUUGUUUGUAUUGAUUUCUUAAAUGGUUAAACAUUUAAAUUCCCCAGAUGCCUGUGUCUUGAGGAGGAGGAGGUAAAUUUUAAAAUUCUGCUUACCAUGUUCAUCCUUUUCAUAUGGUCAUUUACAUUGUAUUUAUCACUCCUCUGAGAAUGGCAUAGGGGUCCUUUCUUGCUCUCUUAAAUCAAGCCAUUCUUACAGUGUCAGGCAAUUCAGACCUCUGGUGUCAAAUACGGAGGGAAGGAGGAUGGCUCACAGAUGAGCCACGUUUCUUUUUUAUAGAGUGAAUCUUCAGAUUAAGAAUUCUGCAGUUUUGUUCUUCUCUAAAAGUCAGGGUAGGCUUGUGAAAAGUUGUUAAACAACAUACUAAAUGUGAAAGUGUCCACCCUCACUCUAAACUUUCCCUGUUCCAAGUAUGAAGUCAAGAUUCUUCUUCAUUGGGUUUUAUAUAGUAACUUUACAUUUUGGUAGUCCAAGAAGAAGGGGAGUUGGAAAUUGUUGUAAAACAUUGCAGAUUGUAGCCCAUGUCCUGCCUGAAUACCAUUGAUUGAUCGUUUUAUGAAAAGUACCUUUAAUAAAGCUGGAUAUUGUUUGGCUUGGA
Sceloporus undulatus (fence lizard) is the source of this 1072-nucleotide messenger RNA. It is a transcript of the gene HMGN2, whose product is annotated as high mobility group nucleosomal binding domain 2. Gene Ontology annotation, cellular component: chromatin; nucleus. The coding region runs from base 1 to 198 and encodes 65 amino acids. Lineage: Eukaryota; Metazoa; Chordata; Lepidosauria; Squamata; Phrynosomatidae. The record is from RefSeq and is a predicted model, not a curated record. Gene Ontology annotation, biological process: chromatin organization. Gene Ontology annotation, molecular function: nucleosomal DNA binding. The transcript is spliced from 4 exons.